Ichthyophthirius multifiliis is the source of this 267-nucleotide messenger RNA. RefSeq lists its product as hypothetical. Gene Ontology annotation, molecular function: zinc ion binding; RNA binding. The record is from RefSeq and is a predicted model, not a curated record. The transcript has 4 exons. Lineage: Eukaryota; Ciliophora; Oligohymenophorea; Hymenostomatida.
AUGUCUAGAAAAAAUCCCAGGACUACUGAAGAAGAUUUGGAUUAUGAAUUUAAGAAGUUUGGAAAAAUAACAUAUAGAGAUUAUCAUGAUGCAGAAGCUGCAAUCAAAAAGAUGAAUAAAGCUUAAGUAGAUGGAAAAGUAUUGAUAGUAGAACCUGCAGGAUAAAAAGUAUCAAGGUCUAGAGGACCUUAACCUGUUGAUAGAUGCUAUAAUUGUGGAAGAAGAGGCCAUUGGUCAGAAAUAAUAAUUCAAAAUAAUUAUUUGUGA